CAAAUCACACACACUCUUUCUUUUUCUAAGUUGGACUUUGGACGAAGCCAUCACCACCCAUGGCUUCCAAGCUAUGCGACUCUUGCAAAUCAGCCACUGCCACUCUCUAUUGCCGCCCUGACUCCGCCUUUCUCUGCGCCGCCUGCGACUCCAAAGUCCACGCCGCCAACAAACUCGCUUCUCGUCACCCUCGCGUCUCUCUCUGCGAAGUCUGCGAGCAAGCCCCCGCUCACGUCACCUGCAAAGCCGACGCCGCCGCUCUCUGCCUCGCCUGCGACCGCGACAUCCACUCCGCUAACCCCCUCGCCAGCCGCCACGAACGCCUUCCUGUUACGCCGUUCUUUGAGUCCGUACACUCCGUCAAAUCGUCCUCGCCGAUUAACUUCCUCGACGACCACCGCUUCUUCUCCGACGCGGAUGCUGACGUCAGUACCGAAGAAGCUGAGGCUGCUUCCUGGUUGCUCCCUACUCCGAAGACGGAUCUGAACUCUUCUCAGUACUUGUUCUCUGAAUCCGAACCUGUUCCUUACAUAGAUCUGGAUUAUGGUUGCGUCGAUCCGAAAGCAGAUCAGAAAAGCUCCGCCACCACCGACGGUGUUGUUCCGGUGCAAAGCAACUUCGAGCCUUUCGCCUACGGUUACAAGUACAACACGACUCUGUCGCAGUCGCAGUCGCAGUCGCAGUCACAGAUAAGCCAUAGUGUAUCGUCGUCGUCCAUGGAGGUUGGAGUUGUACCGGACGGGAACACUAUGUCGGAGAUAUCGAACUGCAGCUACAGCAAGGUAGCGGCGGUGACAGUGACGGCGCAGUUCUCGGCGGCGGAUAGGGAAGCGAGGGUGUUGAGGUACAGGGAGAAGAGGAAGAACCGAAAGUUCGAGAAGACGAUUCGCUACGCUUCUAGAAAAGCGUAUGCGGAAACCAGGCCAAGGAUCAAGGGCAGGUUCGCGAAACGCUCCGACGUCGACCCUCUUGCUGGAUACGGCGUCGUUCCGUCGUGUUGAUUUGGCUAAUGUUAUUGUGAUAAUAUAUGAUGCGAUACUGUUGCUUACUUUCUUAUGCUUGCUUUCUUUUUGCUGUAUAUAUACUACUCUCCUUUUUUGGUUUGGAUUAUGCAAUGUAAAGUUGCAAACCCUUGCCGUCGA
Molecule: messenger RNA, 1142 nt
Organism: Abrus precatorius (Indian licorice)
Lineage: Eukaryota; Viridiplantae; Streptophyta; Magnoliopsida; Fabales; Fabaceae
Product: zinc finger protein CONSTANS-LIKE 4
Exons: 2
Coding region: 60-1001 (313 amino acids)
Biological process (GO): regulation of photoperiodism, flowering; regulation of flower development
Cellular component (GO): nucleus
Molecular function (GO): protein binding; zinc ion binding
Source: RefSeq, a predicted model, not a curated record